Molecule: messenger RNA, 1877 nt
Organism: Paramuricea clavata
Lineage: Eukaryota; Metazoa; Cnidaria; Anthozoa; Malacalcyonacea; Plexauridae
Source: the annotation of a GenBank genome assembly
AUGACAGAAAGGAAAAAACUUAAUGAAAAUACGUUUACGAACGUGGGAUUUUCAGGCACUGUCCCAAAGUCAGCUUGGAAGGAAAUUCUAAGAACAUCAAUUGAAAUAUCGAACGAAACGCUUAUUCCUGGAGAAUUUGGUGUUACCGUCGCACGGGGAACGUUUUCAUGUAGUGAUGAGAAGAGAAAAGAAUUGUGUUCUGUUAAAAUGCUUAAAGGUACGAUCAUAACAGCCUUGAUUUUACAUAAAAGUCCGAAUGAUAAUUUGCUUAACGAGUUCUAUAUCUCAUGAGUAUAAUAUCCCAAUUAAGGUUUAGUGGCGAAGCUAUAACCAUGGCAACUGGUCAUGCUAUGUUAAUAAACCUGCAUCCAAAUAGGUUAAGGACAAUACACUCAAUACACUGCAAAUCAUUAAAAAUUUGCAUGGCAUGACCAUGUUUGGCUAACUUCGCCACUAUUCACGUUCACUGUUUACACCUUCUGUUGGGUCAUAUAUAUGGUAUAUAUAUAGGGCAGCCUCGUGAUGGCAGAAGACCCUGGGGACGAGAUUGAUAUAUACAGGACCAUAACUAGAUGUGAUAAUUGGGGUGGGGGGUUGCAUAUUCAUAUAUUCGUGUUCUGCCCUACUGAUUUCUUUUGAAAGCGAUUGUUUUUACGGUAUGAGAACGUGAAUAUAUGAAUAUGCAACACCCCCCCCCCCAAUUAUCGCGUCUGGUUACGGCACUGGACAUAUAGGGUAUAGUCAGAAAAUAUAUAAGAAAUUCUGUUUAUUAAAACCUUCUGGCGUUGUUAAAAUCUAGGAGUUCUUCUGUUCUGUAAUCUAAUGUGAACUAAUUUCUUUAUGGUGUGACAGUUUUCAAGUGUAACUAUAUUUAGUAUGGGAUUGGCAUCGGGGAACCAAAUUUAGAUACUGCAUGAAGAAACGUCUCAGAUCACCGAAACAAAAUUGGAUAAUUUUCUUGUUUUAGAGAGCGCUUCAGCGGAUGACCAUCGUGACUUAAUGAAUGAACUGACAACCAUUUCUACAAUUAGCUGUCAUGAAAAUAUUGUCAAUUUAAUUGGCGCCUGCACAAGUGAAGAUGGUAGGUAAUAAUUACGGAUAUAAAUAUCGCGUUUUUCGGACAUCUCGUUCGAUAAAACUGAUGUAGGUGGGUUUUUGUAGAUGCCUGGAAUAUUCGAACGCAAAUUUAUAUUCCAUUUUUAGACCUAACCACGAACAGUGGCGAAAAAUUGCAACUAUGGCCUACGCCAGGAAUCGAACCAUUAUGAAACAGCCAACAUAUUUUGAAUAUUACGAACUAUAUGAGAUAUAAAUUAACAUAGUAUUUCAAACCUAUUAACAUUUUAUACGUAAAAUGUUCUUUGAGACGUGUGAUGUCCCUUUCCCACGUGGGGCUUACAUAUCCAUAGCAUUCAUAGCGACGAGGGGCUCUGGCCAAAUCCAUAUCCGAACUGGCAUCUGGUUGGCUAUAGUUCUAACACCGGAUAUUGUUUUCUUACCAUGUUUUUGUGGUAUCCGGUUAUGGAUUUGGCCAGAGCUCCUCGUCGCACCGCGCGUAAGAAAGGCUCUGGGUACGAGAAUGAUAUCCAUAGUUACUACUAUAAACAUUCAAAAGAACAAAGGUAAUCAAUUGUAUGUUGGAGAAUUGGAUGCAUGCAUGGGUCCAUUGAAAUGGAAUAAUAUAUUAGUUGUAUUUCUUGAAAAACUCCUUUUGUUUUAUAGGUCCUUUACUUUUAGUGCUCGAGUUUUGCUCUCACGGCACUCUGGAGAGCAAUCUUCGAGAAGACAAGAAAAGUGAACAGAUGUUUAUGAAGAAGAACAAGAUAAAUUUGGCGAAUGAAAUUGCAAAAGGAAUGAGACAUCUUGCUGAUACAAGA